UAUUUAGCGUCCUUACGAGUCGCCACUGGACAAAAUAACAACAAAAGAUUUUGACAUUUGAUGUAUCGCGUCCUGUACUUAGACCAAUUUUCUCCGCACAAAUAAAUUUUCAAUUAACCGGCCCCAAAAUGAAAAAGAAGGUUCUUUUAAUGGGUAAAAGCGGUUCCGGCAAGACCAGCAUGAGAUCAAUAAUUUUCGCAAAUUACAUCGCCCGAGACACGCGGAGGUUGGGGGCGACUAUCGACGUGGAGCACUCCCACGUCCGCUUCCUCGGCAACUUGGUCCUCAACCUGUGGGACUGUGGGGGCCAGGAGGCUUUCAUGGAAAACUACUUCGCGUCACAGCGCGACAACAUCUUCAGGAACGUGGAGGUGCUUAUCUAUGUGUUUGACGUGGAGAGUCGCGAGUUGGAGAAAGACAUGCACUACUACCAAUCCUGUCUCGAGGCCAUUUUGCAGAACUCCCCCGAAGCCAAAGUGUUCUGUUUGAUCCACAAAAUGGACCUCGUGACGGAGGACCAAAGGGAGAUUAUCUUCAAGGAGCGCGAGGCUGAUUUAAAGCGGUUGUCUCUGCCGCUUGAGUGCACUUGCUUUAGGACUUCCAUCUGGGAUGAGACGCUGUACAGGGCGUGGUCCAGUAUUGUGUACAUGCUGAUUCCCAACGUCAAAGAAUUAGAAAAUAGUUUACAACAGUUUGCCAAUAUUGUCGACGCUGAUGAAGUCCUCUUGUUUGAAAGGGCGACUUUCUUGGUGAUCUCCCACUGCCAAAGGAAACACCACAGAGACGUGCACAGAUUUGAAAAAGUCUCAAACAUCAUAAAACAGUUCAAGUUGUCGUGCUCGAAACUGGCGGCGCAAUUCCAGAGCAUGGAAGUUAGAAAUUCCGCGUUUGCGGCCUACAUUGACAUGUUUACUAGCAACACCUACGUGAUGGUGUGCAUGUCUGAUCCGCAGAUUCCCUCAGAAGUCACUCUGAUUAAUAUUAGGAACGCUAGGAAGCAUUUCGAGAAGCUGGAAAAGGUUUCGAGUUCGGCACCGGCUAUUGGACACAGAUAGGAAAAGGUCACGUGCCAAAAAUGAGUUGUAAACCAAUUACAACUCGUGUAAUGUACUAUACUUUAUCCACGACCGGUCGUAGAUAAAUAAUCAAGGUUCCAGUUCAGCAUAUCCAGAUUUGUAAUUUUUGCAAUAUUCUAGAUAUUAACUUUAUUUAUUGUAAUAAGGGUGCUAUAUAAAAUAAUUGGAAGCAAUCAAAGUGAAAAAAGAAUCUGGAUAAAAUUUCCUUGAUAAUCAAACAUACAUUCUGGGAGUUAUUAAUAAAGUAUCUAUUUUACAAA
Messenger RNA from Tribolium madens (black flour beetle), 1336 nucleotides. RefSeq names its product ras-related GTP-binding protein A (gene RagA-B). The transcript is spliced from 3 exons. The record is from RefSeq and is a predicted model, not a curated record. Gene Ontology annotation, molecular function: GTP binding; GTPase activity. Gene Ontology annotation, cellular component: lysosome; Gtr1-Gtr2 GTPase complex; nucleus. NCBI's taxonomy places the organism in Eukaryota, Metazoa, Arthropoda, Insecta, Coleoptera, Tenebrionidae. Bases 129 to 1055 code for a protein of 308 amino acids. Gene Ontology annotation, biological process: positive regulation of TOR signaling; cellular response to amino acid stimulus; regulation of autophagy.